AUGUCGAACGAUCUCCGACAGGAAGCAAUGACAUUAUUCGCAGAAGCUGUAGCGGCAGAUCCCCAAUAUCAGAGCAAGCUGAAGCAAGCUUUUACCAACGGUGAUACAUCCACAGAAAACAACGACUUGUGUGGGAAUGAGGGUUCUUCUCAGGUAUCUAUGGACCACAAUAUGGGUUGUGACAAUCGAGAUGUUACCUCGAAAGAGAGUGCGUCAGCUGAGAACGAUUCACAACUGGAGUGUACGGCAGAAGAUCGUCAACGAAUCAAUGUUGGAUGGUUUGUUGGGCCAGCAGAUGUGCCAGACGAAUAUGAUCACAAGAUAGCCGUGUACAGUCAACGGUUAGGAUGUCAGAUGUACAAUUUCAUAAGCUAUCCUGUUGGCGGGGUCAAACGGGGAUUUUGGAAACCUGGC
Molecule: messenger RNA, 414 nt
Organism: Cylicostephanus goldi
Lineage: Eukaryota; Metazoa; Nematoda; Chromadorea; Rhabditida; Strongylidae
Source: the annotation of a GenBank genome assembly